CGCCAGUUGGCUCGCGCGUCGGUCCAGUCGCGUCUGCGGACAAAGAAACACAAAACGACGGUUUGAAUAAAGUUGUACGUUUGUUUUACUCGGAAACUUCUUCCAGUUCGGUGUGAAGAUGGAUUUAGACUCCAUGAAAUAUGCAGAAAUGAGGCAGCUCGCGAAGAGCGUGGGUUUAAAAGCCAACAUGAAGGCUGAUAAGAUGCUGGUGGCUCUGAAGCAGCAUUUCGCACAGCAAGAGAGCUUGGAGAAUGGAAUCGAGGCCACCUCAGAUGACCCGCAAUUCCCAGAGCAGGCAGGAGUCGAGCCUGAACCAGCAAACGACACUCUGGUGACCACACGCCGCAUAAAGAAACAGCAGGGCAAGAGGAAGUACUCUGGAGACGGCGCUGAUCUGAAUCCCAAACCGGAAGAGAGUCCAGUUCAGGAUGACUCAAAGCUGUCUGGAAAGGAGGAAGAGGAGGGUGGCGGUAAAAGGAGCUCCAAGAGGAGGAAGGUGUCCUCUGCUAAGGACACGGAGCCUCCAGCUCCUGAAGUGAAACCUGAGUCUGCUGCCGAUGAUGCUGUCGCUGAGGAGGGCCAGAAAGACACAAAGGUGGUUAAGAAGCCUGCUGGAAAAAUUCCCCGUCACAAAGAUCUGAUGAAGAAGAAAGCAGCUCUGAGGCCGACCACACCAAAUUUCAAGAAACUCCAUGAGGCACAUUUCAGCAAGAUGGAGUCCAUUGAUUCGUAUGUGCAGAGGAGGAACAAGCAGAUGGAGGUGCUCCGGAACUCGGUGAAGGACCUGAAGGAUCAGUCAGAAAAUGCCACCAAGAAAGCUGAGGACUCCAAGACUCAUGCUAAGCCGUCGGUCAGCCUUGCCUCCCUGUUUAGCCCGGGAGUGCCGGAAAAGAAAGCGGAGAAGCGCAGGGUUGCUCAGGCUCCGGCUGGCAAGCCGGCGAUGAAGGACAGCGCCCCCUUCAAACCUUCCAUCCUCUCAACCAACAGAAUCAACGUCAGGUUCUCCCAAACAACUAUGGACAACGAGCACAAGCGCUCACUGGUGAAGACUCCGGCCCGCAUGUCUCCCAUACUUCCUCUCACGUCCACUCAGGGCGAUUUCAGUAAGAUGGAGUCCAUCAAUUCAUGUGUGCAGAUGGAGGUGCCCCAGAACUCGGUGAAGGACCUGAAGAAGCCGUCGGUCAGCCUCGCCUCACUUUUCAGCCCGGGAGUGCCAGAAAAGAAAGCGAAGCAGCGCAGGGUUGCUCAGGCUCCGGCUGGCAAGCCGGCGAUGAAGGACAGCGCCCCCUUUAAACCUUCCAUUCUCUCAAGCAACGGAAUCAAUGUCAGGUUCUCCCAAACAACUAUGGACAACGAGCACAAGCGCUCUCUGGUGAAGACUCCAGCCCGCAUGUCUCCCAUACUUCCUCUCACGCCCACUCCGGGCAGGAAGUCUGAAGUGAACACAAACAAGAACAUGGCUUCUGUCAACAAAACUCCAGGAGUUACUCCGUUCAUCUUCAGGGGCACCUCGGGCACUCCCGCGACCAACAAGAAAAACAUGUUCGAUCUGAAAGCGAGUCUCUCUCGCCCACUCAGAUACAAACCCCAUAAAGGAAAGCUGAAACCUUUCGGAGCGGCGCAGGAAAACGCCGUGCUGAACAAGUCUCAGACGCUUCCUUCUCACCAGAAAAACUACAAACAGCACCAAGUGCAGACUCGAGACGAGCGGCGCGAGAAGCACAAGGAUGACCGGAAGCAGAAGAAGGAGAAGAUGCUCGGUGCCAGACGUGGACUGGCUAUGGUGUAACAUUCCUGCUUUCUUUCCUUUUUAAAUUCGAGUUUCAGACUGUAACUGUGUGCACCUUUUUUCCAGCUUGUGUCUGUCUUUUAUAAGUGUUCAAAGCCUGUUUUUCCCCCCAUGUCCUCAUUUUUAGUUUAAAAAAAAAACAAAAAAAACAAACUUUCCAUCUAUUUGUAUAUAGACGAGUCAGGAUGAAAUUUUCUUGUUGGAGAAAAACAUUGUAGACUUUUAUGUUCUGAUUUUAUUUGCUAUUAAACAAAUGCUGCUUCUUU
Hemibagrus wyckioides is the source of this 2055-nucleotide messenger RNA. RefSeq names its product nucleolar and spindle associated protein 1 (gene nusap1). Gene Ontology annotation, molecular function: microtubule binding. Gene Ontology annotation, biological process: mitotic chromosome condensation; establishment of mitotic spindle localization; mitotic cytokinesis. Gene Ontology annotation, cellular component: mitotic spindle; microtubule; nucleolus. The record is from RefSeq and is a predicted model, not a curated record. The coding region runs from base 119 to 1789 and encodes 556 amino acids. NCBI's taxonomy places the organism in Eukaryota, Metazoa, Chordata, Actinopteri, Siluriformes, Bagridae. The transcript is spliced from 14 exons.